UAAGCACAUUCAUUGAAAGCAAACAACGAUUAUUUAAUGAUGAACUCCCCAAGCACAUGUGUCCUUCAAGCUAUGCACGUAUUGAAGAAUUUGCUAAUCUGCAGAAAAAACAUAAACAACCUAUCCUGUGUCAUCGACCUCCAGGUGCCUCUUCUACACCAGUUACAUUGUUGCACCCAAUCUUUGGACAAUUUAUGUCUAUGUUCUAUAAUAAUGAGAGAGAACGUGUGGAGAUGUUUCGUGAACUUAUGACAGAAUACUGUGGACUGACUUUUAUUGCAUGUGAAAUUAAGGGUGGUUAUACAACAGAUGGAUCUUUAGUAACAGGCAAAUAUUAUUAUGCUAAUGUGGAAGCCAAAGUUGAACUCGGUUCAGGUGGAGAACCUUUAUUUCAAACAUCUAUCUAUUAUUUAAAUAUGGUGUGUGAGCAUGCAACACAAUACCCUGGGUUUGCUUUCCCAUGUUUACACAUUUAUUUUGCUG
This is a messenger RNA of Entrophospora candida, 483 nucleotides long. The record is from the annotation of a GenBank genome assembly. NCBI's taxonomy places the organism in Eukaryota, Fungi, Glomeromycota, Glomeromycetes, Entrophosporales, Entrophosporaceae.